UAUGGGAUGGUUGCUUGUCCCUGCAAACUUUAGCUAGAAUUACGUACUCGUUCUUAUAUCUCAAUAAAUUAAAAAAAAUAUUAACUAUUUACUAUAAAUUAUUGAAUAAAACUCAUACAAUAAUCAGCGUCUUCAAUUUUCCGUGUAAUAAAUUUUCGUGACAAUUUUGCGAUUUGUUUUUUUUUUUUUUAUUUUUUCAAGUGUUUUAUUUUUUUAAGUCGUGAGAUUUUGUGUUUAACUAUUACAAUAACUGAAAUAAGUUUUUAGUGAUUUAACUGAAUUUAAAUAAUUUGUAUUUUAAGAUAAUUCAAAACAUUUUCAAGUGAACUAUAGUGAGAGAUACUGUAAAUAUUGUGUGUUUUGUGUAUUAUUGUAGUUUUUUUAUUUUAUUACUAAGAAAAUAUUAUGAUUUAUUUUUAUUAGUUGGUAAGGCUAGGUAUUCGUAUAAGAAGUUUUAAGUGAUAAUGGCUGAUUAAGACAAUUUUGCCGAGCCUUCACCAUGAAUUCAUAAGGUUGAUGGGAGAACUCACUCUAACAAAUGGAAAACUACCUGAGCUCACCGUAAAUUUUUCAAAUAACAUGAACCACUAAAAUACAAAAUGGAGUCCACAGAAGAAAUGUACAACAUAUGCCUCAAUCUAACCAGUGAAGAAUCUAGCUUAGUAGGCUGUAACUACAGCAUAGAAUUCAGAAAUGAUGAUUUGCUGGAGAAAGUCGUAUCAAGAGUUGUGCCGAUUUUCUUCGGGUUUAUAGGAAUCGUUGGAUUAGUCGGCAAUGCAUUAGUGGUAUUAGUUGUCGCUGCCAACCCUGGCAUGAGAUCGACUACAAACUUGCUAAUAAUAAACUUAGCGGUAGCUGAUUUACUCUUCGUCAUAUUCUGCGUACCGUUCACUGCUACCGACUAUGUGAUGCCAAGAUGGCCGUUCGGAGAUUUAUGGUGCAAAGUGGUUCAAUACUUCAUAGUGGUGACAGCACAUGCUUCAGUAUACACUCUUGUCUUAAUGUCUCUCGACCGAUUUAUGGCUGUGGUCCAUCCUAUAGCAUCGAUGUCAAUAAGAACUGAAAAGAACGCCUUAUUAGCAAUAGCUUGCAUCUGGGUAGUCGUCCUAACGACCGCUGUGCCAGUGGGAAUAUGCCAUGGAGAGCGAGAGUACUUCUAUUUCCACAGAAACCAUUCUUCGUGCGUAUUUCUGGAAGACCAGGGUUACAGCAAGCUUGGUUUCCAAAUGUCCUUCUUCUUGUCUUCGUACGUGAUACCGCUGGCGUUGAUCAGCGUGCUGUACAUGUGCAUGCUGUCGAGGCUGUGGAAGAGUGCUCCAGGAGGGAGAGUGUCGGCAGAGAGUAGGAGAGGAAAGAAGAAAGUCACCAGAAUGGUGGUCGUCGUUGUUGUUGUAUUCGCCGUUUGCUGGUGUCCUAUCCAGAUAAUUCUGCUAGUGAAGGCGUUGCAAGCUUACAACAUAACUUACUUCACGGUGACAGCGCAGAUAGUGUCGCACGUGCUCGCGUACAUGAACAGCUGCGUCAACCCCGUGCUCUACGCGUUCCUGUCAGAGAACUUCAGGAUCGCCUUCAGAAAGGUCAUGUACUGCCCACCUCCAUACAACGACGGCAUGUCCGGCCGACCACAGCCCACAAAAACUACACGAACUGGCAACGGCAACUCGUGUCACGACAUCGUUUGAGAAUCGUUACGAAGUCGUACGCAUAUCGCACCUGACCAGGCGACUAUUGUAUAACUCUACAAUCUAUGCGUACGACUCGACAAACGACUUUGUAUAUUUUGUAUAAAAAAACCUACCAAUGAUGAUUUUAGUGACCCUUAAUAACAAUGAAAAUAUUUCAAGUGACCACUGAUGGAGUUAAAAUUAUAACUUAAAACCAUUUAAAAAAACAGUUAUGUUCAAUCAAAAAUAAUAAAGGUACUUACGUGUUAAUAACCUUGAUAACUGCAUUAGUUUAAACUUAGCAGUUAUUUCAGAAAACUGCAAAUACUAUUUACCUAAUAAUAUAAAAAAAAAAUCCAUCAAUCGAUUCGUUUAAACAUACAAAAUAUAAUGUAUAGUACAUUCUGUAGAUUGCUUUCUUAGUAGAUAAGUAAAUGGCAUUUUAUUAAUUUUAUUCUUGUAGAAUACCAAAGAAAAAUCAUAAUGCUUUUACUAACCCAUAGUAGAUAACAUACAAAAUGAUAACAUUACAAUUAAUUUCGUGGAAACUACUAUGUAUAUAUUUUUAAAUGUAGAUGUUUUGAUGUAGAAAAUGCUUUGUAUAGUUAAAUUAGUGUGUAAAUAAAAAAAAGGAGUUCUAAAUGUUCAAAAAAGUAGUAAAUUGUAAGAUAUUUCUUAAAUUACGAGUAGACAAUUAAUUUUAAUGUGACUUUUGAUUGUAAACAAAUGUAAUUUAUAAUCAAAAUUAGUGUUAUAUAGUGUUAAUAAUUGCAAAUAUAUCAUAUUCCCAUAUUUAGUGAGCCCAAAUAUGGAAAUAUGUGAACAUGUAAAAUUGUACAUAUUGAAAAUAAUUUAAAAUAACUAUUAUGUGACGAUUAAUAUAGGUUAUGAAUGCUAUAACUAUUAAUAUCUAGGUACUUAUAAUAACAAAUAGACGUUAAAACAUCGAACUAUUACGUUAUAUUAAAUAUUUAUGUAGGAAAACCGUAGAUUUUAUAAAAAAAAAUUGCUUAUUUAUUUAUGUAUAAAUGUUGAAUUUCUUAUUUCUUACAAAUUUAAACACAAUAAAGCUAUGAUAGUAAUCUUUAAUGUGCCAUAAUGUAUCACUGUUAUCUUCUAUAACUUAUCCUUGUGUCAUACAUCGAUGUAUGACACAAGGAUAAGUCUCUCCGCUAGGGUAGAGUGACCUAUCCUAUCCUAAAUACGAGUAUAUAAAUUUUAUUUUUUACGACAACUAAAGGUUUUGUAUGUGGCGUUACUAUUUUCCACUAUUGCUGUAUCAAUUUCGAUGUUGUUUUUAAGCUUUGGGUUUAUAAAAUACUGCAAUAGCGUAGUUCAAAACGUUAAGUUAAUUUUUAAUUUUUCAAACGUUAACCUAGUCACCAUCGAUUGCUAAGUCUUAAAAAUUAUUAAUUAUUUUGUAAUAUACUAAAAAUUACAUUAAAAUAAUGUUGUUUACCUUACGCUUACAUGUACUAAAAU
Messenger RNA from Bicyclus anynana (squinting bush brown), 3146 nucleotides. It is a transcript of the gene AstA-R1, whose product is annotated as allatostatin-A receptor. Gene Ontology annotation, biological process: G protein-coupled receptor signaling pathway. The transcript has 5 exons. Gene Ontology annotation, cellular component: membrane. The record is from RefSeq and is a predicted model, not a curated record. NCBI's taxonomy places the organism in Eukaryota, Metazoa, Arthropoda, Insecta, Lepidoptera, Nymphalidae. The coding region runs from base 600 to 1682 and encodes 360 amino acids. Gene Ontology annotation, molecular function: G protein-coupled receptor activity.